ACGAACGACCAGCGCACCACUACGUCCCGUCCGCGCGCGCGCGAAAAGUUAUUCUCUUCGUCAUAUUCUUGUGACGAACUGUGGAGUGAAACUUGUGAAAAACUGAAAACCUUGACUAAUCUGUGACUGGGAAACAAAGGCACUUGGAUUUUGUGUACGGCGUGGCGAAUGUUUUGUUUGGUGCCGGCGUUUUGACUGCUGAUUGGUUGCGACGCAAAACAAACAACAGAAGUUUAAUGCGCCUCUCGUCCCCGCCAGACAAAAUUUAAGUGAGACCGCGAUGGAGUGACAUCCGGCGAGGAUGCGGUGGUUCAAGAAGGGCGAGCCGCCGCGCCUGCUGGCCGCGUCGCCCGAACCCGAGACACGCUCCUCGCGCCGCGCCAGGAUUGACAUGUCUCCAGGAAGGUUUGCCAAUCGGAACAGCAGCAGCAGUUCAGUGGAAACCAAUUUCUAUAACCUCAGUGACCAAAUAAUAAUCGUAGAUAAAUCACCGAUUCCGUGUCACCAAAGUGAGGACACACCUGUUGCACGUCGAAUAUCCAUGCAAAACAGCUUCACUCCGCCGCAAGACACAUACGCGAGUCGCAAAAACCGCGGGGGUUCUUUGGAAAAGGAGUACACAGUGUACCGCGAAAAACGAAAUCCGCUACUUGACAAAGUGAAAAAUACUAAAUUGUCGUGUUUCAAGUCUAACGGACCAUUGCACUACGGAGAUGAUGCCGCUUCGACUUCAGGAAGCGAGUGUAGCCGAUUCGGACUUCCGGAAGACGUUGCUCAUUGUAGAUAUGAUGGAAAUUAUCCCAAUAGUCAUAUUGAAUUUGAAAAUCAAAAUCCUUGGGUAAGAAUGCCGACCUACGACGACGACGUGUUUGUACCUAAAAGCAUUCCAACUCCUGCCGAAAGACACUGGGACAAUAAAUCAUUCAAUGCUAGAGGCACCAGAUGCUACAGCUCAGGAUCUGAAUGUGAUCGGUAUCAUCCUGUGCCUAAAGUCGGCACAAAACUUUCCAAGUCUAGUGAUCAAAUAUUUAAUGAUGACUACGAAAACUUUGAUAAUGCACCUUCAAAUAUUCUAAUCAAACCACAAAAAAAGACUGAUAAAUUUAAGCAUAAAGAUGAUAAAGACACAAUCGGACCUGGUUCUUGUCUGUCAGCGAAGUUGAGAGCAAUGUCAGAUAGAUAUCUAAAAUCCUCCACAAAUAAGUUUUUCUCCAAACUUUAUAAGCAAAAAGGUGACGAGGACGAAGUGGAUGGGAGUAAUGAAAAUAUAUUAAAAUCAUCCAGUGCACUAAACAGGAGUCGAAAGAAACGUGGUGGUGUCAAGGCUAAAUUACGGAGUUUUUCGUACGGUGCCCUACCAGGUUUAGAUGAAUUCCAAAAAGGCAAUAACUCUGUGUUUCAUGAUGACGUUUACCAAGCAUCAUGUGAUGAUGAAAAUGUGUUAAUACAAGACUGUGAAGAUGCUGACUCAGGUAUCCUAGUCAAUGAAUCGGCAGCCUCUUCAAUAUUUGAUAGUGAUAGAAUUUCAUCUCGCUGCGAAAGCUCUGCGUCACACGCAAAUACUUUAGUACCUUGUCACGGAAGAAGCGUAUCUGGUGACCACACUUACAUAAAGGCGAGAGCUUCAAGCCGGUUGAGUAGAGAUAGAAGCAGCGGAUCUAAACCACGACUUAAACAUAACCAAAGAGCAUUAUCACUAGACCGCAAAGAAAUUCUAAGACGCAUGCCAAAUAACAGUGUAUCCGAGGAACCUCAUUUCUUGCAACUGACAGAGAAACAAAAAAUGAGGCAAAGAGAUGUCAGCCAAGGUGACGCUGGUAUCCCACCGAUUCCACCCUGCAGAAGACCUACCAAAUACAAUAAAUCCGAAAAAGUAGAGUACAAAGUGGUGCGCAUCAUCCGCCGACACCCUUCAGAAGAACUAGGAAUAUUUAUUGCAAAAACAAAACUACCUGACGAAGGUCACGUUGGAUAUUUAGUUGCUCAUGUAGUUCCAGGAGGACUCGCUGAAAAAGAAGGGACGUUAUGUAUUGGCGAUGAAUUACUUAACGUGAAUGGGCGACGACUUCGUGAUCUUACAAUGGCCGAGGCAAAGGAAGCUCUUAAAUCGGGGGCCCCUGAAAUCGAUAUUGUAAUAGGCAGGCAGCAAGACAAAACGACACCUGAUAUUAAACAAAGGCCACCAUCUCUGAGAAAGCCGGUUAUGAUGAGAGAAAGCUCAGUCGAUUACGAAAAUGCGUUAAUUUUAGGUAAAGACAGGCGAGGCGAUAAAAUUGACGUCAGGAUAGACCGGCGUCGGUCGCAGGACGAGUCGUGUAAUCAGAGCGCGCUAUCUGCAACGGACGGGGCGAGCGACGGCGCAAACACACACUCACACUUCCAUAAGGGCCAGAACGCGACCUACAGCAGCAUGAACAACAAGCUGCUACGCCGGCAGGUCGUCAGCUACGGUGGCGCCAACAAGGAGGGCCUCGCGCUCAGUUGUGCUGGUGACAUCGUCGACGUCGACACGCCCGACGCGGAACGGACCAAAGUCAGAAACGACAUUGAACCACAAACACCGAAUGCGGCAAACUUUUGCACGCUUCCCCGUAAGCCGAAAGCACCCACGCACAGCUACCACACGAUCACUUUCGAGAAGGGCGCCGGGAAAAAACCUCUCGGCUUCACUAUCGUAGGAGGCAGAGACUCCCCGAGAGGGCCGUUGGGAAUAUUCAUUAAAAGCAUCUUACCACAAGGACAAGCCAUCGACGAUGGAAGACUUCAAGCAGGAGACGAGGUGCUGGCGGUGAACGGGCAGGCGUGUCAUGAGCUCGCGCACGUUGAAGCGCUGGCCCUCUUCAAGGCAGUGCGCAACGGCGCCAUUGAACUCAGGGUCUGCCGGAGAGCAAGGAAUCCUCAAACUACCAAAGCGAAGUCAUGUACAGAUCUUCUCAAUGAUGAAGAAUGAAUAAACACCACCAACUUUAAUGCUGCUGUAAAUAUUAUUAGAUUGUUAAAUUAAUAAUUAAGAACCAAAUCUCAAAGUAAUCAGUUAAACAAUUAUAAAUUAAUAUGUAAGUAUAUAUUUAUCAUAUAAAAUAUAAAUGCAUUAUGAAUGUAUCAGAAUUUUGACAUUUUAUUGAAAUAGAUGUAUUGUUGUUUUAUAUAUGAAUGAAACCGCGCAUGCAUUUCCUACAAUAAUUAAAAUGUAAAAGAAUAUAUUGUACUUAUGUUUUAUGUGCCAUUUAAUAAAGUAGGUGCCUACUGCCUAGGUAAAAACAUCCAUGUCACAGUCAUUUUCUAAGACUAGAUUAGGAACUUCUUUUCAGAAUCUCAGUUUCAACUGAGUUAAUUAUAAUUGUACAGACUUAGUAACGACAUAGGUACUUAUUGAAUUUAGCGGCAACCCCUCUUCAAGAUAAAUCUGCAACACGCUCUUGCACUGAGAUGGAAUGUAACGCCGUGUCUUGCUUGCGUGGGCGACGGUCGCGCGACCGUCGCCGUCGCGUCUCAUACUUCCAUAUCGAUAAGGUUUGAUUUCCUAUGCGUCGCAUCGCCGUCGCGCGACCAUCGCGCGACCGUCGCCCACGCAAGCCACGGCGUAAGUCCAAAAUAUAAAUGGUACUUAUCAUUAUUAGGUACUCUCAAGUAUUGAGAUAGGUACUUAAGUAGUUUGAACCCUUUUCGACGUACCUAUUCCGUUAUGUAUCAAAAUUAUUCAAUAAGGCUGAAAGUCCACUAUCAUAUGUUUAUCAUAGAAAUAUGAUCAUAGGCCUCCCUUUUUCUCCAACGUGAAGGCAAAAGAAUGGCAUGUUGCCUAUUAUGAUCAUAUUUCUAUGAUAAACAUAAUUAUGUUAGUGGACUAUCGGCCUAACUCAAACAUGAUACCAUGUCUUUUUCCUAUACAUUUGCAUGCAAAGUAAUUUCUAAAGAGGCAUAUCGCGUUUUGUACAGUCAACCAAUUUGAAUCCUAGGCCACUCUAGAACCCUGCCUCAUUUAAAGUGUGUUCCAUUUGCCAUAAGAAGUCACAUUGACGUUUACUGUGCAAAGGUUCUACAGUGGCCUUUGAUUCAAAUUGGUUGACUGAAUCACAAAGCUGUGCGGACCGGAUCCGUAUAAACUCGAACUUGUUUUCAUAUUUGCACACAAACUUUGCAUUUUGAACUAUAAUGGAUUACAUUGAAAACUCGUUCGACUUUUUCGAUGGUCAAGUAUUUUGUAACAACGCACCGUUUAAGGCAGUCUUGUAGGUAAUCUUUGAGUUACUUAAUCGAUUUGAUUAGUUUUAUUUUCUUCCGCCUAUUCAUGUAAUCCUUAUUAGAUACGGUUUUAAAAAAUAAAUAAAUUUAACCAAGGCCUUCUAUCUAUACCUAUCGCUUUAUAUUUCUUGAAUACCAACAUUUUAACUCUUGGGACGAGGAAAAUUUCCUCAACAUAUAAUGGGUCUCAUUUUCUAUACAAAAAAUCAAUGUAUCUCUUAUUUUUGGCAGUAAAUGUAAAGUAUUGUAGCUGAGCACGAUUUUUUUCUAAGUAUCCAAGGGAGUUGGCAAUUCUCAAAAAAUUAUGCAUAACCCGUUUUGUUUGCUCCUUGACAUUCCGCUAAGAAACUUCUGUUUUGAAACAUGGUGACUUGAUGAGUAAAUAGUUCUUAUAGACAUUUCUAAAAAUGAUAGAUAAUAUUAAUAAGUAUUACUUACUCAGGUUGAUACUUAUAUGCAAUAGUUGUUUGCAGCCUCGCUGUUUGUAUGUAAAAAUAAAUCUCGACAUUACGUUGUCUUGGCUAUUAAUGCUAUUAUAGAAUAAGAAUGUUACUAGAUGUCAUUAUUAGAAAUUAUAAUUCUGUGCAAUAAGACUUGGUAGUUUGCUGUACGCACUAUUCAAUUGCUCUGUAAGUCUAUAUGCGUGAUCGGCCUGAGUAGACUAAGCUACUAAGAGCUAAGGUACAGUCAACUAAUCUAAAUCCUAGGCCACUGUAGAACCCUUUCACAGUAAAAUUCAAACUGACUUCUAUAGCAAAUAAAGUACGGUGCCAAUACGACAGGGUUCUAGACUGGCCUAGGAUUCUAAUUGGUUGACCGUACAAAAAGGCCCUAAACCUAGCCAAGCUAGUUCGCCAAACUGUAGAGUCAGUCCAGGAUAAGUUGGCACUAGAUGUGAAGGAGGGGGGGGGGGGCUAAACGUCAUGGUUUUAUCAAAGUAUGCAUUCAAAAUAACAGUUACCAACAUUCUUGGACAGAUUCUGGGUAUGUUUGUGACACUCGAAAAUGUUACUUCCUUCCUUAUAAACGGGCUAAUCGAUCCAAGCACUCAAGGACUAGGUAAAUUUAGUCUAAUUUAGCUGAUCCGGUUAAAGAUGACGGAUGAUAUUAUUAUUAUGACAAUCAAUUAAAUGUUUUAUUAAAAUUAUCAUCAAAUGUU
Molecule: messenger RNA, 5401 nt
Organism: Leguminivora glycinivorella
Lineage: Eukaryota; Metazoa; Arthropoda; Insecta; Lepidoptera; Tortricidae
Exons: 7
Coding region: 302-2950 (882 amino acids)
Molecular function (GO): protein binding
Source: RefSeq, a predicted model, not a curated record